GUCCCCACCGCGUGGACACGGUGGAGGCGACGUCGGUUUUCUCGUCUCUCCAAGUGGUCGUCGAGCAUGCUCUCGGCGCUCGUACAGUGCCUCGCAGUACGCAGCACCCGACCCGUCGCCUGCUACCCGUUGUCGUGGUGUCGCGGGCACCAGGGGAACCGCAUCACGUCCGGAGAUUGUGUUCGCUACCUACCGCCCAGGCGUUCGUGUCACCGCGCGCGACUCCUCCUCGCGCUGUGGCGCGCUUCGCCGAGACCUUGGAAGAGACGCGCGAUGUCCGUUCCUCUUCUUCUUCAUCUUCCGCGUGACCGCACGUCGGAGCCGACGAAUGAGUUGCCAUAUACGACGACACGUGCGUAGAUCCCGACGACUGGGUCGUCGCGAGAUCUACUCUCUCCAUAAGUAAGGCGAAGAUCCCUGUCUGUGAUAAUUAUGCGGCGAUAUUGCGAGGGAUAAGACGCAAGUGACAAGUGCGAUCGGAGAUUCCGCGGAAGUGUCUCUCUCUUCUCUUUUUCUCCCAGCGAUUCGCACGUCCUCCCAGCGUGAAAAUAUCAUCAUAAGGAGUGCUCUUGAGGGAUCUCACGGAAGGGAUGUGAUCAUCAGAAGACGUCCAGACUUGAGGACCGUUCUCCGUUAAUGUAGGACGGGUCGCACGAUGCACUCGCGAACGUUUCACUGGCGUGGGUGCUACUGCGUUCCUCCAUCGCUUUGAGGCUGAGGUCAGGUGUGGGAGGGUUGUGCAGAGGUUGGGAACACGCUCGAGACCGAUGCACAGUGCACGUUAUAGAAUGCUCAGACCGUUUCGAGAUUUGCUCGUUUUGACAUUGAUAAUGACGGCGUCGUGUCUCAAUGUGACGGAGGACGACGCCACGAUGUCAGCAACAUCAAUGACGAAGUUAAUAACAACGGCAGCUGAAACAAUGUCGACGGCAACAACAACGACGACGGAAACGACAACGGUGUUAUCAACAACGACGACGAUGACGACGACGUUCGCCGUCAAGGAAAACGUGUCAUCCUCGUCGUCGUCUCCGUCGACUUCACCGGCAAUUGUGACAGUACAGGAUGAUGACAUCCCGAAAGAUAUAUCCCACGCAUCAUCGUCCCCUGACACGGUUUGGGAGUGUCCGAAUAUCACAAAAGUGGGUGUGGAAUGUUCCUGCGACUUUCCAUACACACUCAGGUGUACGGGCGAUAGAACGGCGCUACAGGCCAUCAGUGAACAUCUCAAACAUAGUCGGCCGAACAUGAUAUCCUUGCUGGAUCUAACUGUGACGGGGAUCUCCGUGUUGCCAGCGCGCUUUCUCGAGGAAGUUGCUCUUCAUGGAUUAGUCGUCUCCACCGGUGAGCUGAAACGCGUCCAUGAGAACGCAUUCACCGCAUUGGCGCGGCCGUUGCAGGCUCUUGGACUUCCGAACAAUCUCCUGGAUUCCGUUCCCACAAUUGCGUUGUCAUAUUUGGUUGGUUUGGAUCGGCUGGACUUGUCCCAUAACAAACUGAAAACGUUGAAAGCGGACUCCUUCAAGGGUUUGUCAAACUUGACUUAUUUGGAUUUGUGCGACAACCUGCUGUCGCAAUUGUCGCCGCAAGUGUUUCUGGCGUUGCCGAUGUUACGCUCGCUGAGAAUGCGCGGGAAUCGUCUGAGCGUUUCUGCUCUGUCAGCUCUGAGAGGUCUCAAGCGACUGGAAGAGUUGGAUCUAUCCAACAACCUGUUAUUGGGCUCGAUGGGACCCAAUUUGUUGCCGCAGAUGCCCAGAUUACACUUUCUCAACGUAUCCGAGAAUAGCCUCGUCAACGUACAGCAGGGAGCUCUCAUAGGUCUCAGGAAUCUCACUUAUCUCAGCCUGAGUCAUAAUCAGAUUGAUGUGCUGGAGGACCACUCGUUCAAACACCUGUCGACCUUGACGCGACUGGAUCUAGCAAACAAUUGCAUCGUCGCCGUCUCCAGCGCCUCUUUGGCACAUCUGGAGAAGCUGACGAUGCUAGACCUGACGCACAACUUCCUGCGGGCGUUCACGGCGGACCUGGUGGUGCCGUUGAAGAGCCUGCAGGAUCUCCGAUUGGACGACAAUGACAUCACGAUUGUGGCGAGCGACGUGCCGACCACGAAGUUGCACCUGAAGCGGCUCUCCCUCGCCGACAAUCCCCUGAACUGUGACUGCACUCUGUUGGAAUUCGCCAACUGGCUCAGCAACUCCAGCUUAAUGGAGGAAGACAAGUCCUCGGCGGUGUGCGCGACUCCGCCCGCGCUGGAGAACGGCGUCCUCACGCAGGUGUCGCCGGGCAGCCUGCUCUGCGGCGAACCCACACCGCCCAUGAUGACGCGCAGUGUGCCCGUGGUGGGUGAGCAGUUGAGCCUGAAGGAGUUCCACUACGACGAGUCGACCGGCGUCAACUUGCUCUGGCACGUGGAACAAUGCGCCGAACGCUACACCUGUGACUCACUGAUUGUCUACGAGACCGUGAACGGCAGCGAGUACCAACUAGAAUCAAGCCCUCUACACUGCGACUCGCGCAUGAUGCGUGACCCUUGCGUCCUGCCAGUCUCCAUACCGGUGUCAUUGCACCUGCAACUAGGCCACAAGUAUCGUUACUGCGUGGUGCUGCUAGUGCCUAUCGCCUACGACGACGUCUCUCUCGGGCUUGGCUGCAGUGACGUGAUUGUCCUGGAAAAGACCCAACGGCAACAGGACCUCGCGAUCUCUACGCAGCCACCGUUUCUCGGCGCCUCUUACCCGCGAAUCACCGGAGUUCACGUGAACGUGUCCGACCAGGGCAACCUGCACGUGGACGUUGCGCUCUCUGCGAAGACGACGGAGACUUGCCAGCUGUCCAUAGUCAUCUUCAACGCGAUCUCAGCGGUGCACCGGCAGACGCUCAACUGCAGCUCCACGUUCGUCACCGUGGAGGUGUCGUUGCCGGGUUCUUACAUGGUGUGUGCCAGUCUGGACAAGCUCGCCGAGGCUGUGGUCGCCGCCAGCGACUUGCUCGACGAUCACGAGCGGUCUCGUUGUGUCGAAGUAGUGCAGGGCCACCAGUUGAACGUCGUCUUCAUCACGUUAGCCGUCGCCCUCGUCAUCUGCGUCAUCACCCUUCUUCUGCUCCUCCGCAGCUACAGCCUCGGCAGGAGGCAUGCCGCCAUACAGGCGCAAUGCUUCCUGCCGACGCAGGAAUUCGAGAUCACCCACAAGGCUCACUACAUCAAGCUCUUGGCCACGACGAAAGUCUGACGCAAUCUGCGACAUCGUAUUAAUAAUAACACAAAUAAUACAAAUAACAACGUCAGUAACAAUGAUAAUAAUAAAGAGGCCAUGGGACGACCUUGUCAGAUAUGAACGAAUAUGAUAAUAAAAAGUAAUAUUAAUAUUAAUAAUAAUAAACUGGUCUUCUCACCUUCUACAAUGGAGGUGUACGAAUAAUGUCAAAACAUUAGCGGAAGAAUCGUGGGCGCACAACGACGGCAAUUAUUUGGUUGAGGGAUCAUUUGUCUCCAUUAGAUGAAGUCAAUUCUUUGACUUGAAAUUUGAACCGAACUUCUUGACUGAUCUGAUAUUAUAAUUUCGCUCGUGUUACAUGUUGUAAAUAUGUUUUCUUUAAUCGUUUUUAACAUCCAAAUGCAUUGCACCUGUUUUGUUGUAAAAUAAUAAAUAUAUGUAAUUUACUAUUACACAUUCUU
This is a messenger RNA of Dinoponera quadriceps, 3676 nucleotides long. RefSeq names its product leucine-rich repeat-containing protein 15-like (gene Lrt). Gene Ontology annotation, molecular function: protein binding. The coding region runs from base 768 to 3230 and encodes 820 amino acids. The record is from RefSeq and is a predicted model, not a curated record. The transcript is spliced from 5 exons. Lineage: Eukaryota; Metazoa; Arthropoda; Insecta; Hymenoptera; Formicidae. Gene Ontology annotation, cellular component: plasma membrane.